Molecule: messenger RNA, 1713 nt
Organism: Acanthocheilonema viteae
Lineage: Eukaryota; Metazoa; Nematoda; Chromadorea; Rhabditida; Onchocercidae
Source: the annotation of a GenBank genome assembly
AUGAGACACGAGCUAACUGAAAGCUGGUUCUGUAUUGCUACGCAAGCACGCAACCGCGUGCUGAUGACUGUAUUUGCGUCACUUCGGUCGGUUUUUGGUGAUGUGAAUUCACGCGCAGUCGAACACGGAUAUUUGGGAGAGGACAUAUGUUUGAUUGAACGUGACCUGGCGUUAUAUUUGCUCGUUACCUCGGAAGUAGCAGGAGAUAUGUGGAUGAGAAAAUAUGGUUUGGUAAAAUUAAAAAAGGGAUUUUUCUCGAGAAUGGGAGCAACUGUAAGAUAUUAUAUGGAUGGUGAAGAUAAUAGUUCAGCACCUUUUAAGAUUGCAAUUUGUGGAAAGGAAGGAAGUAACACUGACCUAUUCAUUUCUCUUUCUGUUCGACAGAGCUUCGUGGAUUUGGAAAAUGGUGCUUUGUGGCCUUUACAGGUGACAGUAACUCGCCUAUCAACUGAGUCGCCAAUGUCGCUGGAUGAUGAACUAGCACCUGAAGAGUUAUCAUUUGUUGGCUUCAAUCAGGAUGCUACAUCGCUUGCUUUGGGUGCAGCAUCCAGCUAUGCAUUGUAUUCAAUCAAGAAAACUGAUAAACUUGAUUUAAUUCACGAAAGUUAUAGACAGUUUUCAGAUGACAAAAAGAAAAGUGUAGAAGUCUCCGAGAUUAUGCUUAUUGAGCGUCUCUUUUCAUCCAGUCUUUUAAUGCUGGUAUCAACGCAAGCACCGCGUAAACUACGGAUUUAUCAUUUCCAAAAAAACAAUGAGAUUUGUGCUCAAAGUUACACAAAUACAGUACUAGCAGUAAGAUUAAAUCGUGAUGCCGAUAUUUUUCCGGUCAUUCAUACAAUUCGUGAUACGCCUUCAAAUAUUAGUGGAAUCGUCGAUCUGUCUUCGACAGUCAAUUCUUUUUUAGCUUAUCCGGGCUCAAUCAACAAUGGCCACGUUCAAUUAUUUGACGUGACACGUUUGAAUUCGAUGAAUACGAUUUCGGCGCAUACCAGUCCAUUGGCGGCAUUACGUUUCAGUUAUGACGGCAAAAAGUUGGCUACUGCUUCAACCCGCGGUACUGUAAUUCGUGUAUUCGACACUGAAUCAGGAGAUCGAUUGUAUGAGUUCACACGGGGCGUUAAAAGGUUUGUGAGCAUUUAUUCAAUGGCAUUUAGUAUCGAUGGUAACUAUUUAUGCUCUUCAAGUAAUACCGAAACGGUUCAUGUGUUCAGAUUGGAGCCGACAGCUGAUCCAAUAAAUGAAAAUGAAGAUGAUGAGGAACAAGGAUGGGUAGAUUAUUUGUCAAAACAAGCGAGCAGCUAUUUGCCAACACAAAUGAAUGAUCUUUGGAUGCGAGGAAAAAGUUUUGCUACUGCAAGAUUGCCAUCAAUUGGGAAACGGAAUGCGGUUGCGCUACCAUUUCACAAUUCUAAAGUUGAUUAUUGGAAUGGUGGAAUACUUAUUGCCAUUUUCAGAAUUAAUGGCAAACUACAUUUGCUGGUUGCAACGACUGAUGGUUUCGUAUACAUAUAUCCGGUAGAGGCGGAAGGAGGUGAACUGACAUUGUUACGACAACAUAAAGUCAGCAUAAAGUAUUCUCCAGUAGUCCAUGCAAAUGAUCCAUCUGACAAUCAAACUAGCGAAGAUAACGAUGGAACGAGAAAUGAAGAAGGGCAGACUCUAGAUAGGCAGAUAGUAGACAACUUUCCGCCUUUGAAUCAUUCCACUUCAUAG